This is a messenger RNA of Branchiostoma belcheri (Belcher's lancelet), 1576 nucleotides long. Its product is annotated as neuronal acetylcholine receptor subunit alpha-9-like. The coding region runs from base 1 to 1410 and encodes 469 amino acids. The record is from RefSeq and is a predicted model, not a curated record. The transcript has 6 exons. Lineage: Eukaryota; Metazoa; Chordata; Leptocardii; Amphioxiformes; Branchiostomatidae. Gene Ontology annotation, molecular function: transmembrane signaling receptor activity; acetylcholine-gated monoatomic cation-selective channel activity. Gene Ontology annotation, biological process: nervous system process; signal transduction; chemical synaptic transmission. Gene Ontology annotation, cellular component: neuron projection; postsynaptic membrane; synapse.
AUGAUAAAGAUCCCCAUCAUUGAGACAGUGAACGCUCUGCAAGGGGUGCAGGGAAUAUUUGACGGGAAGAAGCUGAAGAUAGACAUCCUGAAGGAUUACCAGAAGGGAGUCCGUCCUGUGGCGAACCACUCCCACACCACGCCACUGAAGAUGGGCAUGGACUUCCGCCAAAUCAUCGACUUGGACGAAAAGCAUCAAAUCCUCUCCAGUAAUGUUUGGAUGAGAAAGUACUGGAGGGACGAGGCUCUAACCUGGGACCCGGAUGAGUACAACGGCAUGAAGUACAUCAACCUGCCUUCGUCUGAGAUCUGGCUGCCUGACAUCGUCCUUACUAACAGUGCCGGGAAGAACCACGACCAGCCCCAGAACAACGUCAUCGUCAGCUACAACGGCGAGGUCACCUGGCUGGUGACCCGGAUGUACUUCAGCGCCUGCUACAUCAACACCUACUUCUUCCCGUUUGACGAACAGAACUGCACUUUGACCUUUGCCUCUUGGACUCACAGUGGCUUCGAGAUUGACCUGACCCAGGAACCGGAGCCGCCGAGCAAAUCUUAUUACGUCAACAAUGACGAGUGGAAACUGAUGGACAUUUACGUCAAGCGUGACGUUGUGUAUUACGAGUGCUGUCCAGAACCGUACCCGGAAGUGACGUAUACCAUACGUAUCCAGAGGAGGGCCCUGUUUUACGUCACCAACCUGCUGGCCCCCUGCUGUCUGCUGUCCUUCCUCGUCAUCUUCGGGUUCUACCUGCCGUCCGAUUCCGGGGAACGAGUGGGGCUGGGGAUCACCAUCCUGCUCUCGUACUCAGUGUUCCUGCUGAUGGUGUCGGAGUGGAUGCCGCCUACGUCACGGACUGUGCCACUCAUCGUUGUAUACUACAGCGUGACGAUGCUGCUGGUUACCCUGGCAACGGCCAUGACCAUCGCCGUGCUGAAUAUCCACCACUGCGCAGCUCACACCACGCCGGUGCCCCACGUGAUCCGCUUUCUCGUGCUGAGACUUCUCGCGAGACUUGUCUGCAUGACCAGCGUGUCUUCCCACUGGGAGGAGGAGCACCACCACCCCUGGAACAUCGAGAAGACCAUCAACAUGUUCACCAUGAGCAACUUGGACAACGGGCAUGGCAACACCGAAACAGAGGUGGUCACCAAGAACAAGAACAAAACUGGAAACUCUCCAGGCGAGAACGGACUGUACACCUCGCUCCUCCUGUCUAUGAGAGAGAUCCACAAGGAGAUCCGCACGAUCAACGCGAGAUUCCAGAGGACUGAUAUCCAGACUGGGAUCGAGGACGAGUGGAAAAAGGUCGCGAAGGUCAUAGACAGAUUCCUGAUGCUGCUUUUCGCCGUCGCCACCUGCCUGACCAGCGUCUGUCUGUUCUCCCAAGUGCCGCAUUUCAACUUGUAAAGAGACAAAAAUACGGGAUGAUGUAAAUAUGUUUUAGACUUCAUGCCACACAAAAAGUUGUAGUUACCAAUGGUAGUGAAUCCCAGUAAAAUCGGGUAAUGCCGGACUUAACAAUGGUAGUAAACGGGACUUGACUUUCUGCUAACGUUGUUGUUUACAAAGUGAA